AUGGAAAGUGAUUCUUCGUACAGAGAACAUUCGAAAGACACGACAAUUUCCGCUUGUGUUUGGAAACUGCUACGCUACGGUCGAUUUCUCCCCGUGGGUAACGUUAACGUUAUCAGCGCAUGGAAGAUUUUCGAGUCCAGUGAAAGCACUGGCCAGCUGGAGCUGAAUAUUCUGGGCUCUGGUCAUCUGCUAGUAUCUCAAGGCCAGGAACUCAUGGAGGGCUUUUCUCUGCUCAAUGCACAGAGCUUCCUGAAAAUCCAGCACAAAUAUGACAGUCUGCUGUUCAACAUUACAAUGAAGGGUGAGAGCCGUUUGAUCCGACUGCAGUUUGCUGGCAGUAGUCGGGCAGAAGCGGCUGAGGUUUGCAGGAAGGCUGUGGAGAGGCUGCAGGAUUAUGUUCCUGUCCAGGAGCAUCUGACCACCCCUGCACCUGCUGCUCCAUCUGAUCCUGCAGAACCUGGACCGUCUACACAGCAGCAGCAGGCUCCUGAAGAUGCACCACAAGCAGCCCCUGCCGUUGCCAUGGGACCGCUGUCAAUCAAACACCUUUCUCAGUACUUCCUGGGUGAGCGUGAGCUGUCCCUGCCGAUGGCGUAUCAUCAGUGCACGCUGCCCUCUGGAGACCUGGAGGCACUACUGCGCGUCUGCCUGCUCGAUUCUGGUUUUCCUGCUUUCGUGGAGGAAGUCGAGAAGAAGAUGAAAGAGCUGAUGCAAGAAUGAGCACUUCAGGAUGAUAUUCUAUUGCCGAUCAAGAUCAUCAUUUCAACAAACGCCUCCGGGAAAUCAUACCGCAAGACUUUUUGCAAAUAUUCU
Messenger RNA from Sinocyclocheilus rhinocerous, 813 nucleotides. RefSeq names its product meiotic recombination protein REC114-like. Bases 1 to 720 code for a protein of 239 amino acids. The record is from RefSeq and is a predicted model, not a curated record. Lineage: Eukaryota; Metazoa; Chordata; Actinopteri; Cypriniformes; Cyprinidae. The transcript is spliced from 7 exons.